Molecule: messenger RNA, 1298 nt
Organism: Lutzomyia longipalpis
Lineage: Eukaryota; Metazoa; Arthropoda; Insecta; Diptera; Psychodidae
Exons: 4
Coding region: 97-1050 (317 amino acids)
Source: RefSeq, a predicted model, not a curated record
UUAAAGCUCCUUUUUGUCCGUUCCCUCUCAAACGCACGUUGUUCCUCUGUGAUUUGAGUCCAUUUUCUCAGUUUUUCCCAGUGAAUUUCCACCCGAAUGGCAUAUUUAUCAAUCCCUGACAUCAUCCUCGAACACAAUAUUCAAAAUGUGGGCUACAAUCUGCUGCAAAUAAUCGACGGCGACGACCGAGAAGUCCCCCAAUCGAGUCCGGAAGUUUAUUGGCCCCAAAAGCCCGUGGAAACUCCUCAAAUUUACCCAUUUCCGAAUGCGUAUUAUGGCACGUAUUACCCCAAUGUCCAGAACACGGUACGACCAAUUUUGGGGCGCCGAAGCUCCCUUCCGGAGCCCCCAACGUACCCGCGGAAGAUGAGUGCGGACUCUGUGUUGUCUGAUGGGCUACUCUUCAGCAAGACCACCCUUCUGCCUGAGAGAUCUUCCUACUUUGAGGAAGUCCGCCCGAGGAAUUGCAAGGGAUUUGCGAAGAAAUUCCAGCGCAGGGGGUCCCUCAAUUCGACCUACUUGAAUUUAAAUUCGGAAAAGGAAAUGAGCCUCACAGCUCACAACAUUUUCCCAAAAGUAUGCCCUCCCCCAUUGCCGAAGGACCUUCUGCAAGUCCUGAAAAUCCUGGAGGACAAUCUCAUGCAUUUCGUGACACUCUCACGAAGCUUAAACAACCACCAGCCAACAUUGUUUCCCAUCGUGGAAAAAGAUGCAGGACUCAUCAAUGGACUUGGGAAAUAUUAUGGUUAUCUGGUGACAUUGGCCAUCAGAGAGAAAAACUGGGUUUCCCUAAUGGCUCCUGCUCUCAAUCUCAGGGAUAAAUUCCUUGAUAGCUUUACCUACUUGUGCCAGGAAUUGCACGGAGCCAUAGCUAAAGCUCAAGUUUUCACAGAAAAUUCAGGAGAAUUUGAGGAAUCCCAGGAGAAUCGAGAAGCAGCUGAAGAGCUCAAUUAUUGGAUUCGUGAAAUCUUCACCUUCACCUGGCUCAUGCUGCGCAUAAACAGUUAUCCGUGUCAAGUGCAAGAAAGAAAUCUCUUCAUUGGUUUCUGAUUUAGUAAUUUCAUUUUAAUUAAUUAAAAAUUCAUGUUUCACGCAGAAAAUGCAAUGAAAAAUGCAUUAGAAAUCAUCUUUUGAUUCCUAAAAAAAAAACAUUAUUCUCCUAAUAAAUCUAGCACUGCUAUUUUAUAAUUUGAGCUGUUUUAUGCAAAUAAGUCUGUGAGCGUAGAGAAAAUUUUAUUCACAUGUAAUCUCAAAAUUCAAAGUAUUAGCUAGCAAUAAAAAAUCCAAAGUGAUGAAAA